Candidula unifasciata is the source of this 984-nucleotide messenger RNA. Lineage: Eukaryota; Metazoa; Mollusca; Gastropoda; Stylommatophora; Geomitridae. The record is from the annotation of a GenBank genome assembly.
AUGUGUUCAGUAAACAAGACGGAACUAACCGAUGAGCUACGGAACGUUCACGCUGGCUGUUCUCUGACCAUAGCUGUGCUUGGAACUCUGGGUAAUGCCAUGUCGGUGUCGCUGAUCUGCAAGGCCAGGCUUUACAAAGCUUCUCCGAUUAUGAUGCUGAUCUUGGACCUGUGUGUGUCCAAUGCACUGAGUACCACAAUCAUUCUUCCCAUCAUCACUGCCACCAGCAUCUACCGCCAGUGGGUAUUUGGGAAAGUCUUUUGCAAAGCAUUUGGCUAUCUAAUGUAUGUGACACUAAUGGCUGAAUGUUUAAUCCUUACGAAUCUAACGGUGUGUCAGUAUCUCACGAUUGUCCAUCAGGUCUCAAUCAAAGCAUUUACUCUUAACCGUCACACACAUCUUCGUCUCUUUGCCUUGGUGGGUCUGCCGUGGGUCAUAGCAAUACUCGUCUUUCUUGUCCCACUAACUGACACGUGGGACACAUUUGGAUAUGAAUAUAAGACAGGAUACUGUUCUUUAAUCAAGGUGGACAGAGGUAUUGGAUUUAAGACCAUCCUUGCUUUUGCUGUGAUCUGCAUCAUGACAGCUGUCACCUUCUACUGCUACUCUGCCAUUCUGAUCAUCUACAUGAAAUCCCGCAGAAGGAUUCAACAGGGACACCAAUCACAGGCUCCAAAAUUUCAAGGCUACACCAAAAAAAUCCUGCUCAUGAUCUCGGCCAUCCUGAUCAACUAUAUCGUCACUUAUCUCCCCUUCCUGGUGUCGAGCACUGUUGACCCCUGCCGGGGUCAUACCUCCUUGCCAGUGCACACAGUUAUGAUCUACGUAUCCUGGUCGCAUUCCGCAAUAAAUCCUGUCAUUUACGCUCUAUUGAACAGGAAAAUAAAAGUUUUAUGGUGCAAUACUUUACAUUCACUUCCAUCUAUCUCACGCUUCACCUCUAAAAAUACCUCAGACGAGCGCAGAGGAACUGAACCAGGAUAA